Spea bombifrons (plains spadefoot toad) is the source of this 1110-nucleotide messenger RNA. RefSeq names its product transmembrane protein 134 (gene TMEM134). The transcript is spliced from 8 exons. Bases 280 to 801 code for a protein of 173 amino acids. The record is from RefSeq and is a predicted model, not a curated record. NCBI's taxonomy places the organism in Eukaryota, Metazoa, Chordata, Amphibia, Anura, Pelobatidae.
CGAACAAAAAAAAACACGAAGAUCCAAGGGAGGAGAAAGGAACUGUAAUGAGAAUGGGAGGGACGCAGAGGGGGAAGGAGCUCAGACCUCCUCGAAAUGUGAAACGGUGAUUACCGAAACCGAAAAAGUGAAAGGAAGAAACAAUAAGAGAAAAUUAAACCGAUAAGCGGUGUAUCCAGAGGAUCUAAUGCGCCAUCUAUGAAACGGAAGGGAUCUGGUGGAAAUCCACGCUGGUGAGCUCGGAUAACUGAGGGUGAAACAAAAAAACUCCCUCUAGUGAUGGGUAACUUCUCGAUUGAUGAUGCCUUUGAGAUGUCUAUUGAGGAUACAGGACCAAGGUUUGGGGCUCUGCACUUUAAUGGGGACAUUGAUGCCCAGCAGAACACGCAUAAAUACAAGAAUUUGGAGAAUGAUGAUGAUUUAGAUCAUAUGAAGGUCAAGGACACAGAAAGGGGACUUCCUACCCUCUCUUCUCGGAGUUCCCAGUGCUCAUUCAGCACCCUCAGUAACAGCACGCAACUGUCCAGCCAAGAAUGCUUCAGCUGGACCAGACAUCCUCUCGUUAAAAAGAACAAAAAAGUUGUUAUCUCCUCUUUUCUUCUGCUGCUUUUAGGUCUUGUGUUUGUGUUUGUUGGUGUGGGAUUGCAGGUUAGCCCAUCACCAGCUAUUUCAAGUGCCAUCUUCUUUGUACCUGGACUUCUCCUCUUGAUCCCUGGAGUUUACCACGUCAUAUUUAUAUAUUGUGCUGUGCGAGGCAGACAUGGAUUCCAGUUAUUCUACCUCCCGUAUUUUGACAAGUGAUCUAAUUGCAAACUUUCCUGUUACUCAUUUCCUCUAACCUGGGGACCUCAUAACACUGAAUGCCAAAACACUAUGGAAACCACUAGGACUGUAACAUUGAAAACAACAGAUCUCCAUGAAGCUGUCUCCUGCUGGUGUAUGAAUCAGCCAUGAGAAGACAUCUUCAUUCGAGGUCUUGAUCACCAAUAAGGAUGCACAGCUGUGAUGCAAUUAACCACUGUGACUGAUAUUUUUGCAUACGGCACAAUGAGGCCUUGUGAAUUUUAGACUGUUGCACAUUUUUUAUGUAAUUAAAUGAACUACAUUUUA